Molecule: messenger RNA, 5316 nt
Organism: Dimorphilus gyrociliatus
Lineage: Eukaryota; Metazoa; Annelida; Polychaeta; Dinophilidae
Source: the annotation of a GenBank genome assembly
AGUUGCUAACUGUUCGUGUUAGUAGCAGAAUAAAAUGGCGUCGAAGUACAACGUUCUACCGCCUAUACAAACUGGACAAACUAGAAAUUCUUACUCUUUAAAUAGUUCAAGACGCGAUAGCCCAAUUUCUAAUCAAAGAAGUCGGUCGGUUCCUAGUAAGAAGCAUGUCUCUCAAGCAAAACUUCCUAGCCUUAGGACUAGGUCGGAAUCACCCGAUAGUAUUCCUAAUCCCUACGAAAAUACAAUAUUCGCUAAUUACUUUAAAAAUGAUGAAAAUUUCGUCAAGAGAUCGUCUUCUGAGGAAUGUUUAAAAUGUCUUUUAAAAAUUAAUCACGAUAAAUGCGAAUCGCAUAAAUAUAUACGGGUAGGAGGAGGCUAUAGGCAUAGUUAUUGGUUCGUUAAAGCAAUGCUUGAACAAAUUGAACUUGAAAGACAGCAAGCCAUUUUGAUUAAGCAACGUCUUGAAGCGAUUGACGAAGGAGAUCAAUCCAAUGUUAGAGCUGUAAAAACUUACAUCAGGACAAAGAGUGGUAGACUAGUUGAAAAAAUGGUUUUUCUUACUGAGGAUGAAUUUAAAGAGUUUCUCAAGGGUGGUGAGAAUGCCCAAAGAAUACUAAAGAAAAAUCUUAACAAAGAUGAAGCCGCUGGCCUUCAGUCUUGGGAGAAAGAAGAACAGAAAGCCAUUACAACACUAAUUAGAACAAAGAGCGGGCGAUUAAUUCAAAAAACAGUUUACGUAUCGAGAGAUGAAUAUGAUAAAAUUAGAAAAGGUAAGCUAGAUGUUAAAGACGUUAUGAAAAAAUACAUCAAACCGGAGGAAGGCGUUGUCGAGGGAUGGAAAGAGUCGGAUAUGAAGGCUGUAAAAACGCUAGUCAGGACGAAAAGUGGAAGGUUAGUUGAAAAAACAAUUUUGGUAUCUAAAGAAGACUACGAUCAACUCAAGGCUGGUGGCGAUCCGUCCAAAAUUAUAGGAAAAUAUAUGUCUACUGAGGAUGGUGCUAAAAUUGAAGGUUGGAAAAAGGAUAAAGGCCCAGCCAUGAAGGCUGUUAAAAUCAAAGUACGUACCAAAAGUGGUAGGCUGGUCGAAAAGACUGUACUGAUGUCUGAAAAUGAAUAUAAAGAUUUUAUGGAAAGUGGAGGAGACUUAAAACAGUUGAGAAAAUUUGUUAAACUUGAUAAGGAUGACGUUAUCGAAGCUUUCGAAGAUGCUGGCGAUGUGUACGCCGAUUCGGAAGACGAAGAACAAUUGAAACAAGCUAAAGAAGGAGAAAGAUUUGUUGGAAAAGAUGGUGCUGUCUACGAAGUUUAUGUUGAUCCUCUUACUGGAAAGAAAUACAAAAAAAAAAUCGGAGGUCCCGGUGAUGCUGAUGCUCUAAUGACAAAAGGUAAAGGUAAAAAAGGCAAAGGAAAAGGAAAAGGAAAAGGAAGAGGUCUUGAUGAAGAUCCAAACGAAAAAGGUAUGACCGAAGAAGACAAAAAGAAAUAUAGGCAAGGAAGGCGAAGAAAGGAGAGCAAUGAAUCCUUAUUUUCAUAUAAAUCUUUUGUGUCCGCUGGAGGAACAAGACACGUUAGACGAAAACGCAAAAAGGCUGAUGGAACAUAUAGUGAUAGUGAAAGUUAUCAUAGUGAACUAGAUGCUGAGGGACAAAAAAGAAGACAAAACCGCCGACAAACUCGCAAACAGGCAGCUGUAAAGAAAAAGCUGGAAAAGAUUAAAGCUGGAGGCAGACAUGAUGGAUCUGAUUCAGAGUUCUCUUAUCGGUCUGUUAUAAGCGCUGGAGGUACCCGGCACGUUAAACGAAAAAAGAAACUGGCCAAUGGAACUUAUGGAGACGAAGAAUCGUAUCAUAGUUCUCAAGAUGAAGAAGGUAAGAAGAGAAGAAAAGAAAGAAGAAAAAAGAGGGAGGAAGCGAUUAAGGAAGGUAAAAGGAAUAAGGACUCUGAUUCGGAAUAUUCGUAUAAGUCUGUGGUAAGUGCUGGUGGAACACGACAUGUGAAAAGAAAGAAAAAGCUUGCAGACGGAACUUAUGGUGAUGAGGAAUCUUAUCAUAGUUCUCAGGACGAAGCUGGUAAAGCUAGGCGAAAGGCUAGACGAAAAGAAAGAGCCAAAAAGAUGAAAGUAGGAAAGAGAGACCCAGAUAGUGAGAGUGAAUAUUCGUACAAAUCGCAUAAAAGUGCCGGUGGAACUAGGCAUGUUACACGAAGAAAGAAGUUAGCUGAUGGAACUUAUGGAGAUGAAGAAUCGUAUCAUAGUUCCCAAGAUCCCGACGGCCAAGAUAGACGGAGAAGGAGACGUAGGGAAAGGAAACACGCAGGCAGCGCAAAUUCAUAUUACAGCGUUGUAAGUGCUGGAGGAACGCGUCAUGUUAGAAGAAGGAGAAAGAGGAAGGACGGAACCUAUAGCCGUAGUGAAUCUUAUCAUAGCUCAGACUCCGAAUUUUGGGAAGAUCCAAAAAAUAAAGACAAAAAGAAUAAGAAAAGGCACGGCCCUAGUUCUGCCCAUAGUUAUUAUAGCGAGGUAAGCGAUGGAGGUACAAGAAGAAGAUUUAGAAAGAAAAAGAUUGUUGACAAAGAUGGUAAAGUAAUUGGUUAUGAAGCUGCCGCACCAUAUGAAUCGGAUUCUGAGCAUGAAUAUAUCUACGAUAAGGAUGGUAAACUACUUGAAAAGAGGAAGAAACCCAAAAAUCCUAAAAAUCGGAGAAUUUCACAAGCGUCGAAAGACGGUAAAGGAAGAAGAAAGAAGGGAGGAGGGCCAAAUGGGAAUAUGUCUGACUUUAGCGAGGAUCUUCUCUCUACCGAUUCUGAAGAUGAGCCCGAUCUUACAAAGAUGACAGAAGAGGAGAAACAAAAAUACCUAGAAGAAAAAGCAAAGAGGAAGGCAGAGCGAGAAAGGAAAAGAAAGGAAAAAUACGGCGAAAAUUAUGAAGAAAUGAUGGAAAAACAUCAAAAAGCUAAAAAAGCAUCGAAAGAAGCUAAACGAAAGGCUCAAAAUGAAGCUGGAGAAAUGGAUGACAUAUCAGGUUUUGGAGGUAAAAAGGGAAGGGGUAAAGGGAAGGGUAAAGGAGAUAACGAGAGUGAUACAGAGUCGUACACUGACGAAAAAGGCGUAAGACGAUUAAGAAAGAAGAAGAAUGAAGACGAAGAAUCAGUAUAUGAUUUUGAGAGAGAUACUGAGGGUAAUAUCGUAUAUGGUGCUGAUGGUAAACCAAAACUUAGGAAAAUUGGUACUAUUAAAAAGGGAGGAAAAGGCAUACCAGACUCUGAUGAUGAGUACGAAUAUGUUAGAGAUAAGCAUGGAAAUCUGGUUCGCAAGAAAAAGGACGAGGACGUCGAUGGAUUUGAAUCUGAUGGAGAUUACUUCGAAAGAGAUGCCAAAGGUAAUAUUAUUGGUGUGAAAAAGGGAAAAAAGAAGAUAGACUUGUCAAAAUUAACAAACGACGAGCUACUGGCUUUGGGCAUUGACCCGGACGCUAGUCCUGGAGAAAUUGCCCGUAUUUUAAAAGAUAAAUUCGGUGAUACUAUACGUAUUGUUGAUGGAGGGAAGUUGGUUGGUCAUAAAAAAUAUUCCGAAUACGCUAGAGAUGUACCUGCAGAAGUUUUGGCAAGAGAUCCAGAGUUAGACGUCAAUACCAUCACGCCUGGAAUGAAAAGAGCUAAUAUUCUUUGGAUAAGGGGAGGCAAUGAAAUUCAAGAACACGCUAAAAAUAUGAUUAAUAUGUCAAAAUUAACUGAUGAAGCGCAACAACAAUUGGAGGACGAACGAGAUGCAACAAUCGAUUUCAUCAAUCAUUAUCGAUUGGUUGAAACUGAUAAAGUACAGGGUUACGUAAAAGCUUUUGCAGUUGAAGACUUUGACAGAGAUUAUGUUGUUGACUAUCAUGGCGUCGAGAAAUCUCUAGCUGCAGUUCCAUCUGUCGGUCAUAUAGGCGAAAGGGAGAUGGAAUAUAUCAAACUUUGUUUAGAUAUAACACCGGAAACAAAUUUCAAUUUUAGAAUGUUUGCUGUUAUGACUGCCUUAGCGGAACGAGUAACGCAUAUGGAUCCCCAUUGUAAAAACUUAUUAGAAAUUUCGAAUUUAGCUGAUAUUGAACGCAAGAUGGCACUGUAUAAAGCAAUGUUUUACCAAAAUGUGCAAUCGGAUAGAGAUUCAAAUUACAUUACUGCUGAAUCUCUUCUUAUUGAACUGAUAGCGGGUGGUUUAAGUAAAGAUCAACAAAACUUCAUUAUGGAUCGAAUGCUUCCAAAUACAUUCCGCGAAAUUUCCUUCUUAGAUUAUCUGGCAUAUAUUCCUCUCUUUCUAUCCAUGCAUGACAAUAUGUGCGAUAAUCCUUUAGAUAUGGGGGAAAAGUAUAAACCAAAUAGGCCUGUUUCCCCUCAGAGAGACCAAAAUCCACUCGGACACGAUUUAAAAAAAGAUUCGGUCUUCAUAAAGCAAAAUUAUAAGAAGUCUGAUAAAGACGAUAUGAGAAAGAAAGCAGAAGAUUUAAUUAUUGGAAAGAAAACUCCUGACCCAAGGGAUCAUAUGGAUUUGUAUAAAAAACAUAAUAAACUUCAUCAAAUGAUUGAUGGAACAGAAAGUUUCCCAAAAACUAAAGGAAAGUAACAUUUCCAAAAGCCAAAUAGAAGAAGACGAAGAAAGAGAAUCCUAUAUAUUUCUAUGUCUAAACUUUAAUUAUAAUAAACUGAGAACUGCAGAUAUUCAUAGAUUGCAUUUUUUAUUGUUCAUUUGAAAGCUCAAGAGUGAUAGUUUCUGUUUUUUUUGUGUUUGGUGCUGUGUCUUUUUCCGUCAUCUUUAAAAACAGAGUUUAUAUGGAAUGUGACACUGAUAAACGAAAAGUUUAAAUAUCUACUUUUCUUAUAAUAUAUAUAGUAUAUAUAAGCUUUACAAUAAGUUUAUUAUAUAAUUCAUUUCGUCGUAAAGGAUAAAUUUUAUCUUUUCAGGAAGCGUUUUAGCAGAAAUCAAUUUGUAAAUUGUGCAAAGAGCUACCAUUUAAUAAUAUAUUGUUAAAAUCUCUUAACUGUAUGUAGGCAUUUAGGAUUCUGCAGCUUUAACAAGGCUAUAUCUUAUAAUAUUGGUUUUAUCAUUAAUAACUAUUGUUCCUGAUUACUGCGAGUAUUAAUAAUUACAUCUUUUGUUUUUAAGCGUUUAUUUGUAAACCACAUUUGUUGAUUAAAUAAAGAGAGAUUUAGCUACUUAAUCUCUUAUUACCACUGUAAAAUAUCAAAGUAGUAUGUAACAUUAUCAUGACAGACUCGAUCAAUUACAGUUUAAUGAACAAAAGAAAAUGUCACUUUCAACUAAUUGCCAAGUUUUUU